CUAUUUGUCAUGCGACAAAUGAGCUGGGGAGACUCCAGAGCAAAUUGUUUAGCAUUUGGAGCUGAUAUGGUUUCUAUCCUUGAUUCCGCAGAAAAUGAUUUUAUUUACCAGCAAACCAAAAAUGUUAGUGCAACAUCCAAAUUCUGGAUUGGAUUAAUCCGCAAGAAAACGACUAUUGAUCCAAAAAAAGGCUGGGUAUGGAGUGAUGGCAGUGAUUUUACAAAUUCACAGUGGAGGCAGGGCGAACCAAAUAACUACGGGAAAGUUCAUGAAAAUUGUGCCGAGCUUUUCAAAGAUGGCAAUAAGGCAAGGUGGAAUGAUAAUAAUUGUGCCAAUUCAUUUUCUUCCAUUUGUAAAAAGAAUAAAGGUAACUUGGCAAGCUCAAUGUACACGGUACCGACUUGUUAAAUAAAAUAUUAAAAUAAUGACAAAUUAAGCAGUUCGUCGACGUUUUCCGCUCUUACUAAUUUGACAUAGAAUUGUAUGCGACUGUCGCGAGUUUAUUUAAUGUGUGAGAAGAAAAAUUUUGAUAUGGUAAGGAUGCGAGCGAAUCCAUUAACUGUUAACUUUCUUCGUUUCAGUUUUUCAAACUAGCGAAUUAAAAUUUGAAUUAAUCACGGACAGCCGACACGAGAGCUUGGAUUCUGAAAUACCCUCACAAGCCCAAUUAUAUUCACGAGAAUGUUUGCUGUAGUGAAGUAACAAAGUUUAAUUUAGCUAUACCAAGAGUUAUCUGAAGACACCCAACUCCACGUUAUAUAGCUAACAUCAAUCUUUCAGGACCAACUAAACCACAGAAGACUGAGGCUCGCGCUCUAUUUAUAAGGAGCGAAGGAAGGAAAGAUGCAACCAAAAUAGCCAGACUUAACAUAUGUCACACGAAACUAUCCUCGAUUUUUCGCCUAUAAAUGCAUUUUCUUCAAGAAUAAUCGAUAUUCCCUUCAAGAAUGAUACAGUAUAACUCUCAAAACAACGAUGCUUUAAUCAAAGAGCUUAAAUUCGCUAAAGGGAAUGACAAUAUUCGGCCAAAAUAUAUCCGCGCGCAAAUUUGCAGGACAACUCAAAAUACACUCAAACCGAAUUGGACAACGCAACGAAUAUCCCCUCCCGGUGGAGAAAAAUAUGAAAUGUUUGUUGAUAUUCGUUGUCCAAUCAGGUUUGAGUGCAUUUUGUGUUGUUCAACGACUUCCGGUUUUUGUACUGCAAAUUUGCACUCGGAUAUAGUUUGGCCGAAUGUUGUCAUUUCCUCACGGAUUUUAGAGCGAAUUUAAGCUCUUUGGUUAAAGCAUCGCUGUUUUGAGAGUUAUACGGUAUCAUCCUUGCAGAGAAUAUUGAUUAAUCUUGAAGGAAGUGUAUUUAAAGGUGAAACGUCGAGGAUAGCUUGUCUCGUGUGACAUAUGCCAAGUUUGGGCUAUUUUGUCGGAUCUUUCCUUCCUUCCCUCGUUAUAAGGAAGUCAAUCAAUACUCUUUUUACGCGCAGCAAUUUUCGGUUUGUUACUUCUAAAGUAAACGUUUAGUUAUACUCUGUACGGUAGCGUAGUUCAUUAUUUUUGAGCAUCUUUACUUUUGUACUUACUGUGUACUUUUGUACUUACUUUUGUACUUACUGUUUGGCAAAUUUUGUGAUUUUUCGAAAAUUUUUGUUAUGCUCCCAAAAAAUAGGUUGUCCGGAAAAUUUUUUUGACCCCUAAAAUGGUACACUGACCGAAAUUUUUUUGGCGACGGGGGGGCGGGGGGGGGGAGGUCGCCAAAAUAAUUUUUCCGGAAAAAUUUUUGGUACUAGUCGGGCAGAAUCCCGAAAAGUGGGGCAAUUUUCUUUCCGCCCCCCUAAUUUUUUCCUUCCAGUACGCCCAUGUUUGGGACAAAAUACAUUUCUGAACCUUUAAACAUUCUGGAUGUAUUUUUACGUGCGACAGCAGUAGGCGAAGUGCCACGUUGUAGCAUUACGCACCACUCGAAAAUGACAUUUAGGCACGAUUACUGUGUAGACAAGAAAAACAUGCAUGAGUUUCUAUGGAUUUAUUUAACAUGACGUAUUAAUAAACGGGCAACACUGAAUGCAGACUCGUGGUGAGCAUCACAUGUUGUCGCAGGAACAUGAUAAUUUUUCGUUCCGUUGUUUAAUUAAAUAUGUGUACGUACAAGAAAUAAAAAUUAAUAGCUAAAAUAUUUAUUACUUUUACAACAAAUUGAAGGUCUGAAAUAUAUGCUGUGGCUUUUGUUAUUUUACGUUUUGUAAGCUUUGAUUUGAUAUAUGAUUUAAUUAAACUGAAGAGCUUCGUAUAAUAUUUUGCAAUGUUCAUUCAACUAAACUGCGUUUGCGGAUAAGCUAUUUUUGACUUAGUGAAACAAAAUAAGAACCUAAAACAGUCACAGAAUAACACUUUUGGUGUUUAUUCAACUGCUUGAAAUUAACUGUGCAUAUUUAUUGUGGGCAAGUUCACGACAAGACGAAAGCAGUGUAUUGUGGCUCUGAGAAAGCAUUAGUAAGCAUUGCUGGCAAUUAUUCGCACGUUCACCUUAAGUAUGUAUUUGGUUGGCCACACACAUAUGAACAUGUCUAUAUCAAUUGCUUGAUCGCCUUAAUGAUCUGAGUAUAUAUUAUCCAAUGAAAAAAUGGGUUCUGGCAUUUCUUUCGUGCAAAUCAAGAUAUGUUUGUUUCAUUGAAACAUUAACGCAUAUGAUUUUUUUUGUGUUGGUGUAGUGUACUCAGGUGAAUAUGAUAUUUGUCGUGUUACUCUGAGUGUGUAUCCACACCGGGCGAGCUUGAAAAAUAUGCCCGGCCACGGUGGGAUUCGAUCAAGCUCGUCCGGUGUGGAUAUACCAUUGGUAUUGAAGGAACUAGAUUCUGUUCCGAAAUAUCACUUACUCGAACCGUCCUGACCACGUAGCUCAGUUGGACGAGCAUUGGGCUAGAAUUCCAAAGGUCGUAGGUUCGAAUCCCACCGUGGCCGGGCAUAUUUUUCAAGCUUGCCCGGUGUGGAUAUAUACUCAGAGUAACACCACAAAUAUUAUAUUAUUAAUGCAUAUAUCACUGUUUCAAAAAUCUACAAUUUUCUUAAAUUACUUUUUCAGUGAACGCAAGUCAAGAAUGUUCAAAAGACUGGAAGGAAUUUAGCGCUUCAUGCUAUUUCAUACCCUAUAUACAAGCGCGAGAAAUGAGCUGGGAAGACUCAAGAACAAACUGCUUAGGAUAUGGGGCAGAUCUUGUUUCCAUUCUUGAUUCCAACGAAGUUGAUUUUGUCCACAAGGAAAUAAACAAACUAGGGAAGUAUUCGAAGUAUAAUUUCUGGAUUGGGUUACUUCGUAACAAAACUAAAAAGAAUGCCUGGAUCUGGAGUGACGGCAAUAAGUUAACAAAUCCUCAGUGGAUUAAGAACGAACCAAGUAACACUGACAUGAUUGAAAAUUGUGCCAGUCUUUCCGCAUAUGGCAAUUGGACAGAAUGGAAUGAUGUUCAUUGUGCCUACUUAUAUUCUUCUGUUUGCAAAAAAGAAAAAGGUAACUUAUGCCCGUCCUUUCCACAUAAUACCGAAUUUAGAAAAAUAUGUAAAAAUAAUUAUUUAUAACCAAUAUCAUGCACAAUCACAUUUACAUUUAAUAACACAUCAUCCUAUACAAAUCUUUGUUAUUUCUACAUGUUAUUUCUACAUUCGACUGAGUCAUUUCUUCCGGCCUACUCUUGCCAAACACGAACUGCCCAGAUGGUGUUGCAUGUGUCUUGUCACCAUAUAAGGUAUCUUCUCAAUACGCGUUUUUCAAGAUUCUUUUCUUUUUUCUCUGUUUCGUUUAAGGACUCGGAAUCCCGAUGCUUCUUCAUUUGGUUGCUCUAAUCUCUUUCCAUAAGUCUACAUUUUCUUCUGAAAACGUUUUGAACCUCAUUUUCAUAAGGCCCCAUGCAUGGUAACAAAAGUAAUAAUACACAUAAAAAUAUUACUCGACUGUGAUUGGUCGAGUUCAGUGCAGUAAAUCCCAAACAGCAGUGCAAAAAUCUGUAACCACAGUGCAAUUUUCUGUAAUCGCAUUGCAAUUUUCUGUAAUCACGGUGCACCUAUCUGUUAACACAGUGCAAAAAUUUGUAAAAUACUGAUCUGAUUUGUUGAAAAAUAAUGUGAUGAUAAAAUCAACCGAUCAGUAUAAAGCAGUCCUCAAAUAACGGUCACAGCUUGCUUCAAGACAAAACAAACAUGGCGCUGCGCUACAAAAAGUAAAAGAUGACGUAUUUUUUCUUUUUUAGAAAUGGAAAUAACCCCUACUUUAUUAAUCAAGACUAACACAUUUGCAUAUUUGAGUGAAAUUUUGAAACUAUGGAAAAAUUUCAAGUUUUGGAUGUUGCAAAUUUACAACAAAAAUUUUCGCAAACACCUUCUAGUCAAUUAGCACCUAUAAAUUCAAAAGGCCUUUUAGCCUUCCAUGUUUGUGCGCAAUGCAUUUUUAGCGGCAAAGCAUCGCUUGACCUAAACACCUUUCGUACCACGGGCCUCUGUUUUAGUGUGUUUAUAGGCGCAUUUAUAUUUGAAUAAGGCGAACAUGUACGAACAACUUAUGGGCUAACAAUGGUCUAAUGAUUCCUCGUGUUUUUCAGCAAUAGAAUUUGCGUCUUUUCAGUCUGCAUAUCCUGAACUUCCACAGCAAAAUAUAUUAAGACACAUGUAUAAACGCUAUUAAUAAUAAUGUUUGCCAAAAUGAAGAAUAAAAUAUGUAUAAGAACAGAGGUUUAAUAUUCCCAUAACCGAAUUUUGAUUUCAUUCUUAAAAUUCAGUCCACACAGAGAUGCGUAUGCGAGAAAGGUGACUGGCGGUUCUGGAACUAAAACAUUCCCGAAACUCGGAAUUAAUAAAUCCCUGCUAUUAGAAUCACCGUUUUGUAGUUCAAUUCAAGCUAUACUCAUUCCUCUUUUUACAUACUUCAUUAAAAUUACCGUAAAAUGACCCUGCAUUUGCCUCGAAGCUGAACCUCGAUAAGCGAUACUCAAUAUUAUCAUGCAUUCAUACAAUAAACAAAGACCUAGCAUUUACGAAACUUCUACAAACAUUUCUUUUCAGGAACUCAGGAAUGCCCCAAUGGCUGGAAAAAGUACAAUAACGCAUGCUACUUUUUUGUCAUACCUAAGAAAGUAAUCCGAAAAAUGAGCUGGGAAGACUCCAGAGCUGUAUGCUUAGGUCACGGAGCUGACAUGGUUUCUAUCCUUGAUUCCUCGGAAGUAGAAUUUGUUCACGGGCAAACAAAUACAGAUGCCCUAAAAAACUAUAAAUUCUGGAUUGGAUUAAUCCGUAAGGAAAAGACCUGCGAUGAUAAGGAUGGCUGGAUAUGGAGUGAUGGCAAUAAAUUUACAAAUCCGCGGCAGUGGAAAGAAAACGAACCGAAUAGCUGCCAGGAAAAGUGUACCGAAUUUAUUGGAAGUAGCAGAAAGUGGAAUGAUAACAAUUGUACAAAAACAUUCGCUUCAAUAUGCAAGAGGACUAAAGGUAACUUACAAAAUGCCGGUAUAAGAGUAUCAUAA
Molecule: messenger RNA, 5503 nt
Organism: Paramuricea clavata
Lineage: Eukaryota; Metazoa; Cnidaria; Anthozoa; Malacalcyonacea; Plexauridae
Source: the annotation of a GenBank genome assembly